CGAAUGGACUCUCUACCGAAGUAAUUGGUUGAUUCAACAGUUAUCCACUAGGCCCAUUUGAUGAGGCUAAUGAUUGACACUUCUAAUUCUCCCAAAUCCCACGUAUAUAAUACAAAUAGUGUUUGUGUUAUAUUAAUUGUGUAUGCUUUUGAGUACAUGAUGACACAUGACAUCACUCUGGGACACCCAUUAGCAUAUCCUAUAUAAUUGAUAUGUAAAAGAAAAAGUUGUUAUAAUGGAUUAAUUAAAUUGGAUAUUAUUCUAUAAAUGUAUUGAAAUUGGUAACAUAUGCAUUAUUAUGCAUAUUGCCUCAUAUUUUAUAUUGAUGCAUAUUGUGUAUAUAUAAAUUGGAUUCAUUUGAAAAACUUGAAUCAUUUUACAAUCCUAAGCAUAAAUAUUCUUGAAAUUGGAAUGGGUGUUUAGUCACCAAAGUGGCACACUUAUGACAAUUUCAAUAGUAUUUGGGUCUAGGGGCAAAACUAUGAUUUUUUGCUAAAGUUGAAUGGUUGAAAUUGCGUUUAAUAGAGACAAGCAAUAACCAAGCCUAAUGGUGGGUGUAGGUGCAAAAUUUCGUUCAACCAAUAAUGAUUGAGAAAAAUAAAAUAACUCACUCAAAAAGCAAUAAAAAUAAAUAAAAACAAUGUAUAGAGAAACGUAGAAUUGCUUGAUCCCUUUAUUGGAGGUCUUAGCCUCUAUUUAUAUACAAAAGAUUGCAAAAUUAUGGUAGGACUCGCGUUGCUUGCCCUCCAAUUCUUUAUAUAUAAACAUUCUUUACUAAUAGAGUUCUUUUCAUUGUCUAAUUUUCCAUACAUAGAACUUGCCUUGUACAGAACUUCCUAUCUCAGAAUUUUCCUUCUACAGUAAAUCCUUCAACUGGUAGGACUUGUGCAUUCUUGAAUAACUGGGCUGAACAUAUUUUGAUCUGGCUAGGCUUGAGUAACAGACCGGAUGUUAAAUAUUAACAAGCUGGGCUGAUGACUUCUUGAUUCGGCCUUGAUGGAGGUUGGAGGACAAAUAACAAUGAUCUUGGGCUGUAAAUACCCUUAAUUUGGGCUUGAGCAUGAUGGGCCUUAUAUGUCCUUGGAAUGUAGAUAUGUGUAGUGGUGACGUGUGCGCUUUUUAUUGGAGGGAGUUUUUUUCCCUCCACACUUUGCCCCAAAUUUCAUUUUUAAUUGAGUGACGGCUCCUAUUAAAGAGGGAAUUGAAAUCGGUUUUUUACUUUGCUUCAGAAACGGUUCGAGGUCUUUCAUUAUUACUCCGUUAUACAAGAUUUUGCAAGAGUUACAUUUGCCCUUGCUGCACUUCUGCUUUCUUCAUUCCAUCGCUUUGUCAGGUUAGUUUCGCAUCUUUCUCUUCAAUCUUUCAUUAUGAGUACUUCAUCUACUUCUGAACGUAUAGACCUUGAGGAUUCUGAAUCCACACCUUCAUCUUCCCUCGUUCGCAUUAGGGCUCCCCCUCCUAGGGUUUUUACAGAUCGCCUUUCGUUGAAUCCAUUAGGUACUUCCCCUCUUCCAACCGAGACAUCCACCUCAGGCUCUGAUUAUGUUCUUACUCAUGAAGAGCAAAAAACAAUCAUCUCUAUUCGCCGCAUCAAGUUCUCUAUUACUUCGGUAAUGGAAGUAUUUGAUAUUCCUGAGGGAGUAGAAAUUGCAGAAUAUCCCGAGGGUGCCGAUUUUACCUCCGGCGAGGGAAUUGAGGAGGAUGAGUUGCUUCUUUCGGUAGGGCAUCUUAACGCCCUCCGAUUCCCUCUUCAUCCCUUUUAUCAUUUAGUUUUCAAUAAGCUAGGUCUUGCCCCCCUUCAGGUAAAUCCUAAUUUCUUUCGCAUCCUUUCGGCACUGUUGGUGCGUCGGAAAUUAAAGGCUCUGGAUUUGACCCUUACCGACCUUCUGCUUACUUACAAUAUAUCUAAGCAUGGGACCGAGCCUGGUCGCUUCUUUUUUACCUCUCCCCUUCAUCAGAGGAUAUGCACGAACCUUCCUUCAUCCGAAAAGAAGUGGAAAGAAAGGAUGGUUAUAGUUAAAGGAAAAUGGUUCGUGCCCCAAUCAAUUACGCUCUCCAUCCCGCGCAAGUUCGGGAAAUUAGGUAUAGAAUACUUAACCUCCCUUCAUACCAAGUGUUCUGGCUGUUUUCCUUGCCAAGUCUUAAUGUUUCGCCGUACUUAUGAGUUUCUUGGUGUUUUUUCAGCUACAUUCCCAUCCUCCGCAGCAAGGAACAGACUUUCUUUUCUUGAGGAACGAGUCUGGAGUGACCCCUCGCCUAUUGAGGACCUGCUAACUUCUUCAAACCUCAAGGAUAUUGCCUCCGGUGCUGUUGCUGCAGACCUCAUGGAUCUGUCUCUACCAUCCUUUAACAGUUUUCCCAUGACUGAGGAGGAGGUACGGAGGGCUGAGGCUUUAAAAAAGAAAGCCGAAGAUGCCCAACCCUUGGUCGUUAUUAGAUCAACUGAGGAUGAGGUGGAGGUUGAGGAACCACUAAUGAAGAAAUCUCGCCUCAACCCCUCAUCCUCUGGCAAGGGCAAGGUCCCUUCUAAAAGCAGAGGGAAAAAGGCUGGAGAGGCCGAACCUGAAGAUGAAGUCAGGGCCUUUGUUCUGGCUGAGACUGGGGCUCCUUGGACUCCUUCCUUCACCAGGGCUGACAGGUCAGUCCUGCACUCAGGGGGUUCUGUGAUUACAGACCCUUCAGCUGCACUGGCGGUGGCUCAAGGAAUGUGGCUCCCAAAGGACGAGGACGCCAUCAGCCAAAUGGGGUUGGAACAACUACUCCCCUCUGCCCUGGUCCGGGCCAUAGAGAGUCUAUACCACACCAUGGCCCUCUGUGCCACUGCUGAAGCCCAAUCCCUCUCCAUCAAGAAGCUGGAAAAGGAUCUUGACAAUGCAGAGAAGAGAGCCACUACUGCCUCUACCAAUCUGAAGAUAGCUUCUGAAGCCAAGGAUGCGUAUAAGAGGCAGUUGUCAGCCUCUGAGGCUAAGGUGGAUUCUCUUCAGGCCGAAGUUCAACGCCUGACCGAGGCUUUUACUACUUGCUUCAAGGCGAGGAAGCAAAUGCAGGGGCGCUACUCCUGUCUGGCACACCUGGCUAGUGCUAAAGCGUUCCGGUCUGGCUAUAUUCAGGACUCAGGCCCUAGGACGAUGGAUCCGGACGCUUUUGACAAGCAGGUGGGGGUGCACUUCUCAUACGAUGAAGGGCCAGAGGCUUUGGAAGCUGAAAUCCGCUUUGCCGAGAUGGUGAAGGUGCACCUGAAGGGUACUCCUAGCUCUUCUGCUCCUGCGGCUUCACUUCCUCCUACCCCAAGUCCUACUGUAGUGGAUGCUUUUGAAUCUACUCCCUUCGAUCCGAAGAGGAAGUAGAACCAUGUAUUUUGCUUUUAUGGACAACAUGUUUGGGAUAAUGAAUAUAAUCUUUUGUUUUAGGCUUA
This is a messenger RNA of Cornus florida, 3415 nucleotides long. RefSeq lists its product as uncharacterized. The transcript has 2 exons. NCBI's taxonomy places the organism in Eukaryota, Viridiplantae, Streptophyta, Magnoliopsida, Cornales, Cornaceae. Bases 1368 to 3347 code for a protein of 659 amino acids. The record is from RefSeq and is a predicted model, not a curated record.